This is a messenger RNA of Trichoderma breve, 399 nucleotides long. RefSeq lists its product as uncharacterized. Gene Ontology annotation, molecular function: RNA nuclease activity; RNA binding. The coding region runs from base 1 to 399 and encodes 132 amino acids. The transcript has 4 exons. The record is from RefSeq and is a predicted model, not a curated record. Lineage: Eukaryota; Fungi; Ascomycota; Sordariomycetes; Hypocreales; Hypocreaceae.
AUGAAGCCUCUUUCAUUCUUCACCGUGCUUCUCGCUGCCUCGGGAAUUAAUGCCACGGUGACCAAUCUUCCUACGAAAGACGUGAAAUGCAGUGGUGUCAGCCGCGCCUUCAAGCCUUCGGAUAUUGAGAACGCUGGAAACGCCGCUAUUCAACAUAAGGAUAGUCCUAUUGGGGACCGGAAAUAUCCUCAUAUAUAUCACUUUGAUCGUCCCGACUGCCCCGGUGAUCUCUAUGGGUUCCCGCUCAGCUGGACAAUUCCCUACAUGGGAGGAGACCCUGGACUCGUUAGGGGUAUUUUCACCUUCCAAAAGGUUGGAAAUACUUGGCAGGCGAGAUACUGCGGUACUUACGCCCACAAGACGAAGCCUGGCGACAACAACUUUUAUAUCUGCAACUGA